Messenger RNA from Aspergillus clavatus NRRL 1, 981 nucleotides. RefSeq names its product putative COP9 signalosome subunit 7 (CsnG). The transcript has 2 exons. Gene Ontology annotation, cellular component: COP9 signalosome. The record is from RefSeq and is a predicted model, not a curated record. NCBI's taxonomy places the organism in Eukaryota, Fungi, Ascomycota, Eurotiomycetes, Eurotiales, Aspergillaceae. The coding region runs from base 1 to 981 and encodes 326 amino acids.
AUGGAUCAAGUACACAACCGGGCCAUAGAGGCCCUCCAACCUUUCAUACACCUGGCGAACGCCAAUAGCGCUACAUCCCCACGGUUUAUCGCGAACCUCAUCACAAAUGCAACCUCGAACCCGCACACCUACGUCUUCGCCGAGCUACUGGAGACGCCCACAAUCCAGGCUCUCCGGUCCCAAGACACACCCGAAGAGUUCCAAGGCUACCUCACGCUCCUCGAGAUCUUCGCCUGGGGGACAUGGCAGGACUAUCAAACAACGCCCAACCUCCCGCCCCUCAGCCCCGAACAAACCCUCAAACUCCGCCUCCUCUCCCUGCUCAACCUCUCCGCAACCCUGAAACCCCUCACAUACACAACCCUCAUGGACGCGCUCUCCAUUUCGGCACCCGCCGAGCUCGAGUCCCUCGUCACAACCGCCAUCUACGCCUCGCUCAUCACCGCCCGCCUCUCCCCCGCCUCCGACCCGCCAACCGUCAAUGUCACCGCCGUCGCGCCCCUCCGCGACAUCAAGCCCCAGUCCCUGCCGACGAUGAUCUCCCUCCUCACGCAGUGGGAGACCCGCUGUGGCGACGUCGUCGGCGACAUCGAGGCCGAGAUCGCCAAGAUCAAGACAAACGCCGCCAAGCGCAAGGCGAAGGAGCAGGCGCGGGCCGAGCUGCUCGAGAAGGCCCUGGCUUCACUGCACGACGGUAAGGACGUGGGCGUCGGCGUCGGCGGGGGCGGGUCUGCCGCGGGGCUGAGGCGGUUCGGCGGCGCUCAGCGGUUUGCGCUGGGCGGCGGCAACAAGCGCGAGUACAGUGCGGAUGAACUCGAUGAUGCGGAUGAUGGGUACUGGGAUAAUGCAAAUGACGGGGGCGUUGAUCUCCACGCGGCUGGCUCGCGCAUGGAUAUAGAUGAGAGCUUGGGGUCUUCUAGGUUAGGAUUGGGCGGUGCCGGGGCAAGACAUGCGAAACGCUUCCUUGGGAAGAAGACUUGA